Molecule: messenger RNA, 962 nt
Organism: Myotis daubentonii (Daubenton's bat)
Lineage: Eukaryota; Metazoa; Chordata; Mammalia; Chiroptera; Vespertilionidae
Gene: EIF1B
Product: eukaryotic translation initiation factor 1B
Biological process (GO): translational initiation
Molecular function (GO): translation initiation factor activity
Source: RefSeq, a predicted model, not a curated record
AUCGGCCAUUUUGUCGGGGAAGCCGCAGCGCCGCCUCUUCUGUCGCGUCCUCGCCUCCGUCGCCGCCGCCUCUUCCUCCGCCUCCUCCCGGCUUCCGCCGCCGCCGCCGCCGCCGCUGCUCCCGCCGUAUCCCAGCCCCGGGGCGAAGCAUCUCUUGAUUUCCGUUUUCUCGCCCCUGCAGCCUCUUGACACGGUGAUCCGGGCGGGCCCCGCAGGAAUUUUAUCCCUUCACCGGCCUCACAUUAGUAUCGCAUGUCCACUAUCCAGAACCUCCAAUCUUUCGACCCCUUUGCUGAUGCAACUAAGGGUGACGACUUACUCCCGGCAGGGACUGAGGAUUACAUUCAUAUAAGAAUCCAGCAACGGAACGGCAGGAAGACGCUGACCACUGUCCAGGGCAUUGCAGAUGAUUAUGACAAAAAGAAACUUGUGAAAGCUUUCAAAAAGAAAUUUGCCUGCAAUGGUACUGUGAUUGAGCACCCCGAGUACGGAGAGGUUAUUCAGCUUCAAGGGGACCAGAGGAAAAACAUUUGCCAGUUUCUCUUGGAGGUUGGCAUUGUCAAGGAGGAACAGCUUAAGGUUCAUGGAUUCUAAAAUGAACCUAAAUACAUGGAGAAUUUCUUGAAUAAUUUUAUUCUCUAAAUCCAGUUUGGCUGCCUUGUGAAAUGAUUCUCUGCAGUAAACGGACUUUUCAUUUAUUUAAUCAUUCAAACUUCCAUUCACAUCAUCUGCAUGAUUACAGAAAACAUGGGGUAUGUAGGCUAGUAACACAUAAGAAAAUUGCAGUAAGAUGGUAAAGAAACCCCGUAUUCAUCUUAACAUGUUUCCAAUGGAAAAUAUUUUGUUUUGAGUGUUUAUUUGUUUAUUGUUCAGUUUAUUACUUUUCACUUGAUAAAUGUUUUUUGUUGUAUUAAACCAUGUAUGUUGCAGCUUAACAAUAAAAUCUAUGAAUUCUUCUGUGA